Molecule: messenger RNA, 1742 nt
Organism: Gastrolobium bilobum
Lineage: Eukaryota; Viridiplantae; Streptophyta; Magnoliopsida; Fabales; Fabaceae
Exons: 8
Coding region: 583-1572 (329 amino acids)
Cellular component (GO): cytosol
Molecular function (GO): holo-[acyl-carrier-protein] synthase activity; magnesium ion binding
Source: RefSeq, a predicted model, not a curated record
AUUGGUUUUGUUGUUUGCCCAAAACAAACCCUCGUGUGUCUCAGCCUCAGGUGGUCGCUACAAUCAUCGGCGACCACGACAACUUCUCUUUCGCUUCGAUUUGAGUUAAGUUUAUUCUCUUUCUUCAUUUUCGCUCAAAAACCCUCUUUAUCUAUAUAAUGGAUUUUCUGGUUCAAGGAUAUAGACGAAUAGGGUUUCUGUUCUUAUCAUUCAGGCAUUGCUUAAUUUUCAAUUUAGAUUGUUGUUUUUUCCCUCAACAUUUUUUCAAAGUUAGUUUUCCUUUUUAUUUUUAUUUUUUCACUGAACUGUCUAUGUGAAAUACUUUUAUGUACUACCAGAUAUGUAUGGCCUCAUAGUUUAAUCGAAAACUGUUUUUGAAUUAAUCACUGCUAUACUUGAGUAGUAUGUUAACUGUUUUUUAUUUUAUUUUAUUUUUUUCUUGUGGUUCUAUUUGAACAUUGUGUAAUGUCACUGGUAUUUUUAAUGUUUUCCAGGAUGUAUCUAUAGUUCUUUUCUUACCUGUUAUUGUUGUCAGAAACAGAUUGAGAAGACAAUACUAUAUAUGCAAUGUCCUGAAUACCCAUGAAUACAUUGCAUUACAAAGCACGGUUAAUGAUGAAUAUAUGGUGCUUUGGAAGGAAUCUCGUCACUGCUUCAUCCUCUUUGUCCCCUUUGCAACUUCCAGCACAAAAGGAAGCUCAUUUUUGGUAUAUUUUGCCUGAUGAGGUAAAGAGCACAAACCUAUUAAACCGAUAUUUAGAAAUUCUAUCACCCUGUGAGAAAGAAAAUAUAUUUCGCAUGCGCGGGGAAAAGCUACAGAAAAGAGCGCUCCUAGCUCGUGCAUUGGUUCGCACUACGUUAGCAAGAUACCAGACAAAUUGUCAGAUUGAUCCAAAAUCCUUAAGGUUUAGGAAGAACAAUUAUGGCAAGCCUGAGGUGGACUGGCAAUAUGCUGAUGAUUGGAGCCUACCACCUCUGCAUUUUAAUAUCUCACACACAUCAUCUUUGAUAGCUUGUGGAGUAACUGUUGGCUCACCCAUUGGUAUUGAUGUGGAAGAGAAGCAAAGGAGGUUAAAGAAUGAUAUUUUAGCUUUUGCACGACGAUACUUUUCUCCCCAUGAAAUAGAAAUGCUGACUCACAUUGCAGACCCUGAACUCCGGCGUCAGGAGUUUAUAAAACUAUGGACUCUGAAGGAGGCAUAUGUAAAAGCAUUAGGGAAGGGCUUCUCAGCUUCACCUUUCAAAACUUUUACUGUUCGAUUUAGAGAUCAUAUGAAAGGAGGCAUCCAUAUUCCACCUCAUACAAUUUCUAAGGCACCUGAAAUUACUGUUGAGGCUUCUGAUGACCUGAAGAAUCUCUCAAGCAAUUGGCAGUUUGUGCUUCUGGAGUUGGUUGGUUCUCAUUAUGCUGCCGUUUGUAUAGAACAGGACAGCAUCAAUGCAGGCAAAGGGAGCAUUCCAGUAAAUCUAACCCUACGGAGAACAAUCCCGUUUGUUGAAGAUGAAUGUAUUUCUGGAACUGACACUGCUAUAGUGAUUGGUGGCUUGACUAGACUGUUAAUGUGUGAUUAGUGAUUGGUGGCUUGAUUUGUGAUUAGAAUUGUAAUUGGCGGUGGCUGCUGCACUUGCUGGAAAUAACUUUUUGUUAAUUUAAUCCAUGUAAAAAUUUAUAAUUAUUUGAAUAAUUUAGGUAUAUUUCUUAUAUUAAAAUGUUUAAAAAAUUACUCUCCUUAUGCAUUUGU